UAAUCAAUCAGUGUUACACAAUACCCGCGUUGUUUCCUUUGCAUGCCACUUAUUAAUUUCGCCCUGAUAGUCAUUAGAGCUUAUUGUUCUGACCAUCCAAAAAUAGACGUACUAUAGUUAUGUCGAAGAAUUACAUAAAAGUGCUUUUGAAGCCUUUUCGUGAGAGUAAAGUAGUAGAAGGUUUGCUGAAGUGGUUCGAGCCUGGCGCGAGUGUUAAAGCCGGAGGGGUACAGGGCGUUAAAAAUGAGACCCCGGCGGCUCGAAGCGGUGCGGCGCAGUACAGCACGGGCGUACGGAGGGUGACGCUGAUCCCCGGCCAUGGCAUCGGUCCCGAGAUCACCGUCGCGGUUCAGAAAAUAUUCGAAGCCGCCAAGUGCCCCAUCGAAUGGGACGAGGUUGACGUGACGGCUGUUAGGGGUCCAGAUGGCAAGUUUGGUAUCCCCCAGAAGGCUAUUGACUCCGUGAAUGAAAACAAGAUUGGCCUGAAGGGCCCUCUCAUGACCCCCGUGGGUAAAGGCUACCGCUCCCUGAACUUGGCCCUACGUAAAGAGUUCGACCUGUACGCCAAUGUCAGGCCUUGCAAGAGCUUGGAUGGCAUCAAGACGCUAUACGACAACGUGGACGUGGUCACCAUCCGAGAGAACACAGAGGGCGAGUAUUCCGGCAUCGAGCACGAAAUCGUGGACGGCGUGGUGCAGUCCAUCAAGCUCAUCACGGAGGAGGCCAGCAAGCGGGUCGCCGAGUUCGCGUUCCAGUUCGCGCGCGACAACAAGAGGAAGAAGGUCACUGCUGUGCACAAGGCUAACAUCAUGCGUAUGUCUGACGGUCUGUUCCUACGCUGCUGCCGCGACCUGGCCACCAAGUACCCCGACAUCAAGUUCGAGGAGCGCUACCUCGACACCGUCUGCCUGAACAUGGUGCAGGACCCCGCCAAGUUUGACGUGCUUGUGAUGCCCAACUUGUACGGAGACAUCAUGUCAGACAUGUGCUCGGGCCUGAUCGGCGGACUCGGGCUCACGCCGUCCGGAAAUAUCGGCAAGAACGGCGCGCUCUUCGAGUCUGUGCACGGGACCGCGCCAGCCAUCGCCGGCCAGGACAAAGCGAACCCUACCGCGCUUCUACUCUCUGCGGUCAUGAUGCUACGUCACAUGAGGCUCCUUGACCACGCCGGCAACAUUGAGGCUGCCUGCUUCGCCGUCCUCAAGGAGGGAAGAGUGCUCACUGAAGACCUCGGAGGCUCCAGCUCUUGCACUGAGUAUACAAAUGAGAUCAUCAAGCAUCUACAAUAAGGAGUAUGAAGUUGUCAUCGGGGUGUGAUAGUCAUGCCAAAUGUAGGAAAGGUUCAAUUUUGAUGGCUCAACAGGCUAGUAAGAUGAAAUAUUUAAGAUUAAUUCAAAAUAUGGUGGGUAAAUAAUCACUGCCUUGUAUAGAUGAAUUUAGAUAUCGAUUCUGAAAAAUACUCAACGUUUAUCUUUGUUCAUUCAACUGAAAAUAAACUCUUGCAAAUAGUAUAAUCCUUCAUAUAGGGCCUAAAUAACAUAGUAACCAGUUUGAAAUAGAAUGUCAAUUACUGUAAUUACUUUUUUUUGUAAAGGAAUGAAAGGCAAGUUGUAUGUUGGCGAGCGAUGACAAUUUCUUGAGGACAACUCCACUGUUGCAACUAGUUAAAUUGAUAGAUCAAAUUGUUGACUAUGAAGUAACAUUUUCGUACCGUAAGCGUUCUUAGAUCUAGCCUUAUUUAUUGUGAUGAACGAUUCGGAUCUGCGCACGAGUGGUAGCCAAAGAUGCGGGACAUCUAUUUAAAUGACUAAUAUUUUAUUUAAAAAUAUUAUUUAAACUCCGCCGAUAGCUGUAGAUCAUAGAUAGAUCUGUUAAUGUUUCAUUUUCAUUCUUCAAUUUAUGUUUUUUUUUCGAAACUUUGUAUGUACACCUGGAAUAAGUGUG
Messenger RNA from Ostrinia nubilalis (European corn borer), 1944 nucleotides. It is a transcript of the gene Idh3a, whose product is annotated as probable isocitrate dehydrogenase [NAD] subunit alpha, mitochondrial. Gene Ontology annotation, biological process: isocitrate metabolic process; tricarboxylic acid cycle. NCBI's taxonomy places the organism in Eukaryota, Metazoa, Arthropoda, Insecta, Lepidoptera, Crambidae. Gene Ontology annotation, cellular component: mitochondrion. Gene Ontology annotation, molecular function: isocitrate dehydrogenase (NAD+) activity; magnesium ion binding; NAD binding. The transcript is spliced from 7 exons. The record is from RefSeq and is a predicted model, not a curated record. The coding region runs from base 120 to 1289 and encodes 389 amino acids.